This is a messenger RNA of Caenorhabditis bovis, 747 nucleotides long. Lineage: Eukaryota; Metazoa; Nematoda; Chromadorea; Rhabditida; Rhabditidae. The record is from the annotation of a GenBank genome assembly.
AUGCCUAACAGAAUUCAGCUUCAAUUCAAUUUGGCCAUAUCAGCUGGCUCAAAUUACGUAUUUAUAGGCGGAAAUUUUCAUCGAAUUCCCGAAAAUUCCACCAUUCGCUACACGAACUGGGCGAAUUCAAUGGACAAAUCCACAAUUCGUAAACAGAUUUACACUUCACAUGGUCCUACAUUAGUUGCUCCAACAUGGUUCAUCACAAGAAAAUUGUAUGAUAAAGUUGGAGGAUUUCAUGAACGUCUCACCAGCGGAUUUCCGGAAGACUUGCAUUUUUUCUAUAAAGCCUUAGACGUUGAAGAUGUUGUUUUCGACAAAGUUUCCGAAGAUGUUGUAAUGUAUCGAUAUCAUUCUGGCUGUUCUACCUUUGCAGUAGACGAGAAAUCUAUAUGGGACCUUCGAAUUGAAAGGAUCCGCAAGGAUUAUUUAGAAAAAUGGAGCAAAUUCACAAUAUGGAGCGCAGGAAAGCAAGGCAAACGUUUCUUCAAAUCCCUGAACGAAUCUGAAAAGGAGAAAGUUAUAGCAUUUGGUGAUAUUGAUGAAUCCAAGAUUCGGCGCGGCCUUCAUGAAGAAUUUAAUGAGAAAGAAAGACGCAUUACUCAUCGCAUUCCAAUAAUAGAUAUAAAAAAAGCGGUUCCACCACUUGUUGUUUGUGUGAAAUUGGACUUAACGAAUGGUGAUUUGGAGAAAAUCAUAAACGAGCAGCGUUGGAGAGAGCACGACGAUUUAGUGUAUUUUUCGUAG